CCUUACAUAUCGUUUACCUUUUUAAAGUAUACAUUUGGUUUAUCAGAGUUAAAUUAAGGAUAAGUGUAGCAUGUUAUUUGAGACGCGCAGUGAAGGUGCAGAGUGUGAGAGCGGAAGCUGCACACCGGAAGUGUCGCACAGCGCGUCAGGAGAGAAAUUGCAUAUGCAGUUGAAGCAUAGCAUCAAUCUGGCAAAACUAAGUGAAGAGCUGGAGAGAAGAACCAAGGAAACCCAGAAGCUUCAGGAUGAAGUCGAACAGGCCACAAGACUCACUUUGGAAAGAAUGAGCCGUGCAUUUAGCAACAUGGAAAUGUCAGAUCAUGAAGCAGGGACAUCUCCAGAAUUUGAAGUUUGCAGCCAACAUUCUUGCAUCCAUUCCCUUAACUAUGAUGUGGAUGUGAACGAAGGAAGUCGUUCGGAUUUCCAAGAGAAAGAUGUCCUCAAGCAUGCACAGGAGGAUUCACAGCAAGUCUCAGACCUCCUCAAGCAGCUGCGAGAGGCAUAUGAGCUGCAUGAACUUCAGAAGUUUACUUUUCAUCAGUCCGUCAUCAAAUUGAAGAACAAACUGCAAGAAAGUGAAACCGAGAAAGACACCUUGACAAACUUAAGACUAAAGGAAUCUCAAAAGCAUGCCAAGCUAAUGGAGCAGUUACAGGCAGCAGAGAUGGAACUGCACUCGCUAAAGCAGACCGAAGGCCACAAACUGACAGAAACUGAGGACAGAGUGAAGACUUUAAGCAAGAGAGCAGAGACGAUGGCAGAAAUGCUGCAGGACAUCUUUACCAGGCUUUCAGAUUAUGAGAAGCGCAGUGGGAAAAGCAUCUGUGUUCGCUAUGACAGACCCUCCAGCCCUAGCCAGCUUUCUCUAGGAGAUGCAGUAGAGAAAGCACUAAAAGAGCUGGAGUACAACAACUGUGGCCUCCAGGAAAAACUGCAAAUGGUUGAGAGACAACUGAGAGACCUAAAAGAACAAUGUCAAGGAAAAACACAGUCUCUUUUACAGGAACAUAGGGAAAGCAUGGAACAACUAAUUUCCAAUCAUGAACAGAAGGUGGCGAUGUUGACUGAGAAACUGAAUAGCUCUCAGACUAAUGCAGAUGCCCUGCAACACCAGGUGGAAUUGUUACAACAACAGCUCCAAAGCCAAACCUCACUGCACCAAUCAGCGUUGAGUGACAUGGAGUCUGCUCUCUCCAUACUGCGCUCAGACUUGCUAGAGAAGCAAGAGAGCUACAUGACUAAGGUCAGUGUUCUGGAAGAGUCGCUGGCUCAAGCAAAUUCCCAGACUGAGCAGAUCCAGAGAGAGAGAGACCUCUUGCUCCAGCAGGCUGAGGAACAGGAUACGCAGCUGUGCCGACUUACAACAGAGCUCCGUCAAACCGCAGAGGAGCUGAGCCUAGAGCGGCAGCAGAGACUCGAGCUGGAGCAGCGCUGUCUUGGAAUUCAGCAGCUUGAGAAGCUUGUGCAGGCUCUUACAGAGCAGUACCAGAGACAUAUGGACAUGCAGGAGCAGAGCAGUGGUGAGGCCUGGAGGCUACAGUCUCCAUUGGACAAGCGGGACACAGCGCUGCUAGUGAAGCAGCAAGAACUGCAACAGGGCCAGGCUCAGCUGGAGGAGGCACACACACAGGUGCAGGCACUACAGAGCGAGGUGGAACUGUUGAGGAUCAAGCUGGAAAAUGAAAAAAAGAAUGACGGGUUGCUCAUGAGGCCUUUGGUGGCUCUGCAGCAGGAGAGGAAGAACCUGACCAAGCAGCUCAAGCAGCUCCAGCUGGACAACCAACAGCUGAGGUCUGCACUGCAGGAGGCCGAACUGAGGCUGAGUGCUGUGGAGCAGGAGAAGACCCAGCAGCAGGCGGCCCUGUCAGAGAGAACGAGCAGCCUCCACCAGCUAACUCUGGAGAAACAGCAGAUGACUGCUGAGCUGGAAAGCCAGCGCAAAAAGCUAGAUCAGCUCAAAGAAGAGCAAGAGGCUUUAAGAGAAGAACACAGCAGGAAAAUUGAGGAGCUGCAAUGGCAGAACAGCAAGCUAAAAGCCCAGCGUAAUAACAUCCGGAAUGACUUGGAGCAGGCCAAGAGCACCCUCAAAGCACUGGAUGGUGCUGAUGAACAUGGUCUGAAGGUUGCCUUGGACAUACAGAAGCAGAUCACUGCUAAGCGAGAACAGGUUGACUUACUCCAGAGCCGUGUACAGAUAAUGGAGGAAACCACAGAAAAACUCACUCAGGAAAAGAACUACCAGGUGAUGAAGAGUAAGCGCCAAGCACAAGAGCUGCUGUUUGAGAGGAAGAAAAGGAAGAGGCUGGAAACUGAGUUGGAGGCUUACCAUACUAAGGAGAAUCUGCUGAAGAGUGAAAUCCAGCGGCUCGAUAAAGCCCUGCACAAGAUGUCUGACAGUUUUGCAGAGUGCCAAGAAUACAUUCAGAAGCAGCAACAAGAGAUCAUGAGGCUAAAACUCCAGCACACUCUGGAGCUAAAGGAGGGCCAGAAGUUACAAUCCUUAAUUGUGAGAAGUAGUAAGCAGAAACAAGAGUUACAAGCUACGAACAACAUCCAGAGAUCACCCAUCACCAGCCCUGCCCUUCCUGUACAAGUCCCCUUUCAAGCUUACUCUGCCAGCCAGGUGGAGUUAAACAUAAGUGGCCAGAAGUGUAGUCCUGUUCUGGAGCUGCGGAGCCUUGUUAAAGAGCUACGCAGUGUGAUCGAUGUGGAACAAAGCCCUGACACUGGCUACACCAGCUGCAAGUGGCUUGAGGAGACUCACGGGAACAGAAAUGAGCGAGGUCCUGCCCGAGUCUCUAACUUCAAUAAGCAGGACAUGAAUAGUGCUUUUUCAGCUAACAUUUUCAAAGAUGACACUGGGCUGAAAGCAGGCCAGCCAAGCUAUUCUUCGUUUUGUGUAGCAGCGCUUGGACGGAGGUCUCCGGUACACUCCCUCCUGACCUCUGACGUUCCUGCUGAUAUGCUCAGUGGUCUCAGGACACAAAGCCCUACCCAUACUGUGCAAAUAUCUGACAUAAAGCAAGCUGAAAUAACAGGGCAGACAUACAAGAAACAGCAGAGCAAGUCAAACAGUUUCCAGAACAAAGCAGGGGAUCAAAAAAAGAAUCAAGAAAUGUCCUCGAUGAUAAAAAGCCAGGAAAAGAUAAACAGGAGGAUCAAAGAGAGAAAAAAAAAUCAUAAAAGAUAAGCAUUCAGACCAGACAGAAGACAGAAGGGAAAGUAUACAAAAUGAAUAACUGUUCUUUUGCAUGGAAAAAU
Molecule: messenger RNA, 3261 nt
Organism: Clarias gariepinus (North African catfish)
Lineage: Eukaryota; Metazoa; Chordata; Actinopteri; Siluriformes; Clariidae
Product: coiled-coil domain-containing protein 158-like
Exons: 23
Coding region: 71-3190 (1039 amino acids)
Source: RefSeq, a predicted model, not a curated record